UGGGGAGGAGCCGGGAGGGAAGGGAGACGGCGCAGUGACAAGACAGCGGAGGGUGCUGCCGAGGCUGCCAUGGCAGAGGGGCCGGAGGAGGCCCGAGGCCGCCCUCCGGGGCAGGGCGACAGUGGAGGGGACCACGAACCCGUCCCUUCCCUGCGAGGCCCUCCUUCCGCCGCCGCCCCACGCCCCCAGGACGGGCCGCCCGCCGAACCCCAGGCCCCGGGCCGGCCCCCAGCCGCGGGCCCCCCGCCCACUGCGGCGGCCGCGGAGGGGUCGGAGCCGCAGCGCGAGCCCGGGAAGCGCGAGGAGGCGGCGUCCGACUCGGCUGCGGGGCUGCGGGAGCCGGCGGGCUGCGAGGUGCCCGAGGCCGCGUCGCCGCGGGAGAAGCCGGCGCGGCUGAGCGCUCGCGAGUACUCCCGGCAGGUGCACGAGUGGCUGUGGCAGUCUUACUGCGGCUACCUCACCUGGCACAGCUGCCUGGCCGCCUUCCCAGCCUACUGCAGCCCGCAGCUGCCCCCGCCCAGCUACCCCCAGGCCGGGGCGCCGCCGCCCCUCCAGCUGGGCUAUUACAACCCCUUCUACUUCCUGAGCGCCGCGGCUGCCGGGCCCGACCCGGGGGCGGCUCCCGGCAUCGCCACUCCCGCUUCAGUCGCGGGCCUGGGACCCCGGGCUCCUCACGUUCAGGGGUCCGUCCGGGCAACCCCAGUAACGAGAGUGGGAUCCGCCGCCCCUUCGCGAACCCCGAGCGAGACCGGGCGCCAGGCAGGCAGAGAGUAUGUUAUUCCAUCCUUGGCCCACAGAUUUAUGGCAGAGAUGGUGGAUUUCUUUAUCCUUUUCUUUAUAAAAGCAACCAUUGUCUUAAGCAUCAUGCACCUCAGUGGAAUAAAGGAUAUCUCUAAGUUUGCUAUGCAUUAUAUAAUCGAAGAAAUAGAUGAAGACACAUCAAUGGAGGACUUGCAGAAAAUGAUGGUUGUGGCCCUUAUAUACAGAUUAUUAGUUUGUUUCUAUGAGAUAAUUUGCAUUUGGGGAGCAGGUGGAGCUACCCCAGGGAAGUUCCUGCUGGGGCUUCGAGUUGUGACAUGUGAUACAUCAGUGCUUAUUGCACCAAGUCGGGUUUUAGUGAUUCCCUCCUCAAAUGUUAGCAUUACAACGUCCACUAUACGAGCUUUGAUCAAGAAUUUUUCUAUUGCUUCUUUUUUCCCUGCUUUUAUCACACUGCUGUUUUUUCAGCAUAAUCGAACAGCCUAUGACAUUGUCGCAGGAACCAUUGUGGUAAAAAGAAACGGGGUCAGAUGAUGCCCCCAAAGGCCCUGAAUUCCAUACAGUGGAAUUAUGACAAGACUAAAUUAUGUAUCAAGGCCAUCAGUAUCCCUGGGUUACAUUAAUUGAUUUAGAAAUUAAAGCACUCGCUCCAGUGUGAUACAGGUGACUGUUCUGAAAGUAUUGGUUUUACUUGAAUGCCAAAGAACUUUUCCAGAAGAAAAACCUGUUGAAUUCAAGUAUUAAAAUAUUAGAUCAAAAAG
Messenger RNA from Molossus molossus (Pallas's mastiff bat), 1520 nucleotides. It is a transcript of the gene FAM8A1, whose product is annotated as family with sequence similarity 8 member A1. The record is from RefSeq and is a predicted model, not a curated record. The coding region runs from base 70 to 1293 and encodes 407 amino acids. NCBI's taxonomy places the organism in Eukaryota, Metazoa, Chordata, Mammalia, Chiroptera, Molossidae. The transcript is spliced from 5 exons.